GAAACACAACCUCAGUCUAGUACAGGUUUUUCAGAGUAACAGAAGCUUGUAUACAGUGUUCAACAAUAACUGGUGCUGUAAGCGGUAAAAAAUGGUGUGUUGUCAAAGACGAGCUGUGCGAUCAACUUAGUGGUUUAAUGUCACUAAUAUUUAAUAAGCCAUCUCAAGGCCCAAAGCACAAAAUAACUAAACUGUCAAAAAAAGGAAUCCCAAAAACAAUCAUAGCUAACAAGGUUGAAGUUGUAGAAAAAGAAUCAGUGGUAGAUGCUUUUCCAUUGCAAGAGGAAGAGAAACAUGACUAUACAUUAUCCAAUGAAGACAUUGAAAUUCAUUCUGUGGAGGCACUGCCAGAUUCUAGAUCUAGUUCUACUCCUGAGUCAAGUCAUGAUUCAUUGAUUCCCCAAGAAUCAGAUAUUAACAAAACCAUUAAGGAGUUCCAAGAACUAAGGGAGGAACGGAGCGGUAGACUAGAUCGAGAUAGCAUGAAUUUUGAAAUGCUUUUUACUGUAGCUGAUGUUGGUGGGCAACCAGCAUUUCUGGAAAUGCUACCAUCCUUAACUCUAGGACCAGCUCUAUACCUUGUGUUUAUGAAACUUAAACAAGACCUAACUUUCAGAAGCAGAGCAGAGUUUAAACCCAAGGACUCGAGUACCAAAUAUUUCGAGAAUUACUCGUACACUUCAGAAGAAGUCAUUUUUACAGCACUUUCAAGCAUAGCUUGCUUUGGGCACUCAGAUGAGCAAGUGGAAAAAUAUGUUAAGCCAGCAUCAGAUGAGAAAAAGCGAAAAGGUUCUGUAGUGUUACUUGUGGGAACUUUUCUUGAUGAGAUUCAAAAUGAUCUGCAACGAAAUCUUGACAAGAUAAAUGGACAGCUAGAGGAACGGCUUAAAAACACAGCAUUUUUUGAAGAAGGACUUGUCCACCGUAUCAAAUUGUCAAAAGAUGAUAGCUUAUUGGUGAAUAACGUAAGUGCCAAAGAAGGUGAAAUAGAAAAGCAUAGAGACCUUUUAGAAAAGAUACCUAAAGAUUACUUUCGAGAAUAUCAAAUCCCAGCACAAUGGUUAAUGCUCAGUAUUUGUCUUAAGCUUCUUGCUAGAAAUCAAAACAAGUAUCACAUUUCCUUUGAUGAUUGCGUCAAGUUGGGGAAGCAUAUUGGUAUGGACGAAGAUAUGGUGAGUGUUGCCUUGCAAUUCCUACACAAAUACAUUGGGCUUAUAAUGUAUUUUCCUCAUCACGAAAACCUUCAGAAAAUUGUAAUAUGUAAUCCACAAGUAGUAUUUUCAACUAUUAGUGAACUAAUCUUCAACAUUUACGAUCACAACAAGAAUCAAGUUAACCAAGCAAAGUGUGACCACUUUGUGCAAACUGGUUGCUUUUCACCUAAAGAUAUCCAACUAGAAACCGUGAAUCAAGAGAAGAAUAAACUCCUUUCUAUUGAAACUUUAGUUGAUCUGUUAGUGUACCUUCACAUUGCUGCUAAAGUGCCCCUAUCUUCUAAUAGAGAUACUCUUGAGUACUUUCUGCCAGCGGUUCUUCAAACUGCUGAAAGAGAUAUGGUUCAAAGGAGGAAAAAAGAUAUAAAUGAGGAAUUGCUUCCCGAACCAAUCUGCAUUCGAUUUAAAACGGGAUAUCUACCUUUAGGCUUUGUAUGUGCAUUGAGUGCAAAUCUUAUUGCUGAGAAUAAGUUUGAUCUACUCAUUAGUGAAAGCAAAUGUUACAAGAAUAGGAUUCUAUUUCGAUUUGAUGGUAAAUUCGAUAUCACUGUGAUUUCUUGUCCUAGGUAUUGCGAGUUUCGUGUUUUGAGGCACUCACCAGGCAACACUGAAUUUUGGAGUGAGGAUUGUUGUCCUCUAAUUAAGGAAAUUGUAUGUACAGCUGCGAAUAAAGUUAUCCAAUCUAUGCAACAUGGUUUGCGUUGGAUAGGUACAGAUUCUGAAAUGUAUAAUCUAGCUUUCCAUUGUCGAAGCAAAGUACACUCUAAGGCAGAAUUUGGACAGGAAUCUCUCGCUAUAUUCUGCCAUUCUGACCAAGACACACGUGUUCCUAAGGCUAAAUGCACCCACUGUAAUACGGCUAUUGAUCCACUGCCCCCUGAAAUGAGUGUUUGGUUUGGUGAGCAUCCAAGUAUUUCGCUGAAAAUCGAAAAACAACCUGCUCGAAAAGGAAAUGUCGUAACUAUAAUUGCAAAUGGAUUACGACCACUAACGUAUGAAUGGUUUUUAGGGAAGAAAAAGCUUUGUGAUAUUAAUGACGAGGACUAUGAUGGUUACACAACAGAUAAGCUUGUGAUUAAGAAGGACCUUUUUUUAACUGAAGGUGUAUUAAAGUGCAAAGUGAAAGACAAGUCAACUGAUUGUGUUGCAAUUGAAUCUGAUGAGCUUGAUCUCUUUGAAGAGGAGCUCAGAAAUACUGGGAAGUUGCAAGAAGAAGAGAUCGGCAAAAUAAAGGAUAAUGGAUUUAAAAGUGUUAAAGAUUUGCAACGUGCCCAGCAGCUGGACAAGCUAAACUUUUUGAACACGGCUGAAAAGAUAAGGAUGGAAUGCAGCGGACUCUUUGCUUCUGUUCAGAAAAGUAAUGCUGCGAUUUCUGAUCAUAUAACCUCACACCGUUGCAAAAGACCUCUUACAUCAGACGAAGAAGUUGAAAUCCCUCCAAAGCGUCGGAUUAAGGAUAUCGGUGCACAAAAUGCAUCAGGAGGGCCAACAGAAAGUAGUGAGAAGGGAAAGAGUGAACCUAAACUUGUUACCAAGACUGAGGAGACAACACAAUCUGGUCGAAAACGCGGAAGAGACCCACCUGCUAGCAACCAAAAGAGAGCAAAAGCGAUACGGCCAGGAAAGAUCGAAGGUGAUCAAGUUCUCAUGAAGAUUGGCCGCAAGCUUGGAGACGAGUGGAUGGAUGUUGGUGUGGCAUUAGGAAUGGAGUACAUGGACCUUAAAAACACAAUUGAAAGUAACCCCAAAAUACCGCACCACCUCAAACCAAUGGAAAUGUUUCAAAAGUGGAAAAAUAAAGCUGGUGACUCUUUCACGUAUGCAACACUGGCCACAGCACUGGAAGAAGCUGACCUCGAUACAUGCGCACAAACAAACUGUUAUGAAUAAUGAUAGAUCUAGGACCACUUUAUUUUUAACACUUCAUACAUUCUAUUAUGCCUCGAGGCGUAGCCGCACGAGGGAUACGGUAAAGCUGACUGUGUGUGUCUGUCCAUAGAUACUAUCCGACUAGAAAAACAUUUGCAAUGUGAAAAAUUGCUAGGAUUGGCCAGGGGAACCACAAAAAAGCGUGGAAACAAGAAAUCAGACGAGAGCAUAACUCCAAUCCGUUACAACGUCAAUCACAUGUACUGGUAGUUUUCCAUGUUUUCUCGUCCAUGCGCCAAUAUACCACGCAAUUUUUACUGGUGCAUGGAGUGAUGACCAUGCAAUCCCUAUAUAUUUAUAUUUUGAAAUGUGCGGGCAUAUAAUCAUGUGAUUUGUACUGAAUUGAUGUUCCUAAUACAUGGAGUCUUGAGCACAGGUAUACACAGUCCAUCCAUGCGUAGUAACAUUCACGGACCGUACUCAGUCUGGUGACCUGCAUGGAAUGAUGUGGUGGAUGGAAGCUGCAUGGUAGAUGGAUCUGGAACACAGUAUAUAUACUAUGCAUUGUACAUGUUCAUGACGUUGUAACGGAUUGGAGUUAUGCUCUCGUCUGAUUUCUUGUUUCCACGCUUUUUUGUGGUUCCCCUGGCAAAUCCUAGCAAUUUUUCACAUUGCAAAUGUUUUUCUAGUCGGAUUCCCUUUCUUUUUCAGUACAGAAGUAUAAAUUUACGUAUUAUAACAUGCAUAAGUGGAACGUCAAGAGGCAGUACAGAAGUUCAAGAAGAGAAGACAGGACUAAUCAGAUAUCUUCUCGAAUGUCUCUGGACUAAUAAUAAAAUUAUUGCUUGAUAAUUUAUGUUGAAUUUGUGAAUCAGUAUUAAAUAACAGCCAUUUUAAUUAAGAACAUGAUAUCUAGCCAGUGCAUAUAGCAUGCCUGUCAGAGAAAGGGAGCUAGAGCUGAACAGUGUAAAGAAAAGCAACACCUCAGGCUCUGGAAAAGCACUGCACUGAUUUUAGGCGCAGGGUUUCUUAGCCACGCCUAUCUAUUAUUUGGCCACACAAUUGCUGAGUCAUUAAAGAUGGCGGAAUUGUCUAGGUAAGAGAAAUAGAGACUGAGAGGUCAUCUGCCUCGUGGAAGCAAUCUCAAAUCUGAAGAAGCGCUUUGUAAUCCAGGUUGUAGUCGUUUGGAAACCAAGUGCAGAAUGUCCUGGAGAUGGCUGUACUUGGAGUAAAUGCUGGGCAAGAAACUUACUUACCGUAUAUCUUCUAAUUUAUCGGACACUUCUAAUUACCCCGGACACUCUUUUGGGCAAUUUUUGUUGUUCUAAUACAACGGACACUCCAGUACUUUAAUAUUACAUUUGUUCUAAAUAUCCGGACAAUACCUUGAAAAGUUGAGUUACCAUUCAUUGACGGCAAGUAAGACUUAGAGUGCUGCAGUUAGAUAGCUUUGAGUAGCUAGUUUUAGAUAGCUAGUGCAACUAUUCAGUCGUACCCUGUUCUAUUAAACUUAGCUAGCUCGCAUGCAGCUGCUUGCUUGUUCUAAUUAUUCCGGACACUUCACAUGCUCUAUAAAAAUCUGUUCCAAUUAUACCCGGACAAUUUCCAAAAUAAUUAUUUUUUGCUGUCCGAUAAAUUAGAAGAUAUACGGUACUUACUUAGUCAGUCCAGGAGAGAGGGAUUGGAAACGGAAGUGGGCCUCGGAAAACAUCCGCGCCUCGCUUUCUUGUCUUCUUUUCUUGCCUCAAAUGAGGAAAACUCAUUGCAUAAGCGGUGAAAGAAGAGGGAAAGAGACACAAUCAGCAGUGCAUUGGUACAUGGUAAUAGUAAGGAGAAUGUGCAGAGCUAGUGGUACAGACUACACCCGACUCUAUGUGUUUCAUUUAUUGGAUACUUGUUUCACAGUAGAUAUAAAAUCAUCAGAGGAUGCUUAGUUCCCUGAAAUUGUGAAUGUAUUUGUGACUGUCAGAGGCUUCUCUUUUGCUGCCAACUUAAUGAAAAAGAAAACCAUCAAGAAGUCCACUAGUUUGAGGCAAUAACCAUGAUCAUUCACACGACAAGAUACAUAAUACACCAUGUAACUUUCUAAUUGUUUUCACUUUUGAUGAAUCAAUUGUACGAAGUUUCUAUAUUAUUAUACUAGGCUGGUGAGCAUACAUUUCAAUUUCCAAUUCAUUAAGUAUAAUUGUGACCUGGCAUGCAAAAAGGUACCUAUCCCCAAAAAUUGAAAUUCUGAGAUUUGUCAUCCAUCUCAAACUUUAAUACAUCAAAAACAUGUCUGCAAAAAAGAAACACUAAGUUGUCAAUGGUUUCGCAGCUAAGUCCCUAGCAACAGUAAUCACUCUAAAUGUGCGUGGGCGUUAUGGGGACAGCUUUGCUCGUUUGUGUAACUGUUCGUUGCUGGCGGGUUCCGGUACUGAAAUUUUUGGUCACGUAACGUCUUCAGCUACAUUUUAGAUCAAAAUUGAAUGUUUCCAACAGGCAGUCUUGUGAAGUUCAAGUAAGCUCGAACAAUUUACCUAGAAGGACUUAUUUCUUGGUCUUCAAAAAAAUUUAUCAAAAUCAAGACAAGAGGUGGUAGAUCUAGUUGAGGGUCCCAGAACUGUGUUUCAAACAACUCUCCAUUGGCAUUCCUUGCUUUAAUUUAGUUCUUCUGGUAGACCAGGAGUAGAGUCAACAUCUUUAUAACUUUUUGACUGGGUGUAACUUUGGCUAGGAAGAAGAUAGGGAGGCCAACUUGGAGUCUAAUGAAAGCUCAUUACCUACUGAAGCCAUGUGUGUACUUCAUUGUGAUGUAAGGGGAAAUCCAGCCCUGGUUGCCAUGGAAAAUGCAUGUGUCCUGGAAUGUGACCAUGUGUAAACUUUACUACCAAUUUACCACAAAGCUGUAAAAGUUGGAUAGGUACCUUUUUGCAUGCCAGGUCACAAUUACAUACACUUGGAGACAGCAAAACACUCCACAGCACUGCCAGUUGCUUUCUAAGUGUAAAACAAGUGGGAUCAAACCGAACAACAUUAAUUAACAAAAACUUACACAAUAAAAAUGAUUAUUACAGCUAUAAUUAUGAUUAGUUUAGCACUCUAAUCAGACAGGAGCUUUGAUUCGAGACUGAAGAUACUAAGCAGGUCUUUGUUGAUAGAAUUGACAGUGCUAAGCUUUUAAUUUUCUUGCUGCCAGAGGUUCAUUGGCCUUGGAAAACAUGAAGAUUUGCAAACUGAUGUUGUUGUUGAAGAAGUAACGAAGUGAAGUGUUGAAAGUCUGUAGGGCCAGGGAACACCUAGUGGGUUCGGGUAUCGUCCAAGCACCUCCUGAAGAACGGAAAUUGAUUGUACUACUAUUGUCGCUUUGAAAGACUACCGUCGCUUGUUGACAGGACAGUGUUCUUGGCAUCAACCUCUGUAUAUAGAAAAUAAUCAAUUUCGCCAAAUUUCUACAAUGCACAAUGGCGUAGUCUCAAGUCUCAAUGCCGUCUAUUUAUAUGCAAGAAAGCAAGGAAAACUCUUUGGAAGAGUUCACUGGAGUAAUGCUCACUGUAGCUAACCUGGAGCUGUAUAGACAUAGCCUUUUACUGUACCUACAGACCUACCUAAGCAUUAUUUAUUUGUCAGCCAUAAUCAUAAAUUUUUAUUUUUGUCUUUAGAUUCUGGUAAAGAAGAAAACCCACCAGGAAUGUAUUCCCCUCCCUUCUGUGUAUUUUUUUAGUAUUCA
Halichondria panicea is the source of this 6792-nucleotide messenger RNA. RefSeq lists its product as uncharacterized. The coding region runs from base 138 to 3104 and encodes 988 amino acids. The transcript is spliced from 9 exons. Gene Ontology annotation, molecular function: protein binding; zinc ion binding. Lineage: Eukaryota; Metazoa; Porifera; Demospongiae; Suberitida; Halichondriidae. The record is from RefSeq and is a predicted model, not a curated record. Gene Ontology annotation, cellular component: plasma membrane. Gene Ontology annotation, biological process: signal transduction; synaptic signaling.